Ilyonectria robusta is the source of this 1323-nucleotide messenger RNA. RefSeq lists its product as uncharacterized. Gene Ontology annotation, biological process: phosphatidic acid biosynthetic process. Gene Ontology annotation, cellular component: endoplasmic reticulum membrane. Lineage: Eukaryota; Fungi; Ascomycota; Sordariomycetes; Hypocreales; Nectriaceae. The record is from RefSeq and is a predicted model, not a curated record. The annotation marks the transcript as partial. The transcript has a single exon. Gene Ontology annotation, molecular function: ATP-dependent diacylglycerol kinase activity.
CGCUCCUCGCGCCGUGACAAACAUCUCCACUCUUUAUCAACAAGCUCCUUCUGGCCCUCAGGCUUCGACUGCCUCAGGCGCAUCGUUUUCGGCGCCAUCCGCUGCCCGGCGCUCCCGCCCUUCACCUUCACCAUGUCUCUCCGCUCCGACAACGUCCCCUCGACGCCCCGCGUCAUCUCACCGAGUCCCACGCCCUCCGAGCAAGAUGCCCGCGACUAUUCCGGCCCGGUAACCCGCUCCGCCGCCCGGAGGAGGACACCUACGCCGCAGCCCCUCGAAGAGCGAUCAGACGAAGAUGAGCCCGAGAGCCCCGACCUGCGACGGGCACGAACCCGCAGUCGAUCUCCCAUCGGCGCCGGAGCCGUACCGCGAAUGACGAGACGCACGAGCACGGCCGCGAAAGCCAGCAAGGUGGCCAAGUCGGUCAUCGUGGAGGAACCAGUCGUCGCCAACGGCAAGGCCCCAACCACCAAAACCACCAACGGCCAUCUCGCCCCGCCACAGCCGUCGACGCCCAUGGGCUGGACAUGGCGCGACUUCAGCCGGAGUCCUAGUCCGCUGGGGCUCAUCCCAAUCCACAGGCACUGGAGGACUUUUGUCCACAAGCACGAGGUACCGCGAAAGGUGCUGCACGUGUCUAUUGGCUUCUUCGUCGUCUGGCUCUACGUCACCGGCACUCAGCCCAGCGCCGUGACGCCCUGGCUCAUGUCGGGUCUGAUUCCCAUCACCACCGUUGACUGGCUCCGACACCGUUAUGCGCCUUUCAACCGCUUCUACGUCAAAGUCCUCGGGGCUCUGAUGCGCGAGAGCGAGUAUGCAGGCUGGAACGGUACCAUCUUCUACCUUCUUGGCGCCUGGAUCGUUCUCUACGGCUUCCCCAAGGAUGUUGGCAUCAUCAGCGUCCUGCUCCUCAGCUGGUGCGACACCGCCGCCAGCACCUUUGGCCGUCUUUGGGGCCGAUAUACCCCGCGCCUGCGCCGAGGCAAGUCUCUUGCCGGCUCCGCGGCUGCCUUCCUCGUCGGCGUGGCUACGUCGUACUUUUUCUACGGCUGGCUCGUCCCGACCACCGGCCCUUUCCCCGGCGACGAGGACUUUAUGUUCAAGGGCGUCCUUUCGCUGCCCAAGGCCAUCACUGAAGCGGUCGGUCUCUCGGAGGGACAGGCCACCAUUACUGGGUCUCUGGCCCUUGGCGUCAUGAGCGUGCUCUCCGGCUUCAUAGCCUCUGCUAGCGAGGUGGUGGACAUCUUUGGUUGGGACGACAACCUCACGAUUCCCGUUCUCAGCGGUAUUGGCAUCUGGGGUUUCCUGAAGGUCUUUUCUUAG